UCUUCUAACUUCGCGGGGCGAACCUUAUAAGUUGACAGGACACAAUGAGGCAGCCCAUGCCGCCGUCCUGAGGCAACCAGUAGCUCGCCUAUAGGUGUCAUUCUACUUUCACUUCCCAGCGAACGUUUGUUCCCCUGUAUCAGAGGCUUCUGAAAUGAACACGACAUCAGACCCACUCCAGGGUAAUUAUGUGGGAGUAAUAUUCAUUGGUUGUAUAAUGGUUGCUUUCUUGUACGGGAUUACAAUCGCCCAGGGGUGCAUGUUGUGGACCCGAAACAGCACCGAUACCCUCGCUUUAAGACUACUGAUUCUACUCCUCUGGCUUAAUGACGGGGCGCACUAUGCAGUAGCAGUGUGGUCAGUGUACCACACGGCCAUCAGCGACAGAAACAACGUCAAGGGUAUUAUUUACAACAGCGCAUGGUGUUUUCGAAGCAUCAUCUUCUUGAGCGGAUUAAUGCACAUUGGCAUCAAGAGCAUCUACAUAUUUCGGGCGUGGACCUUAAGCAAGAGCAAGAUAAUUCUGGUUAUCCUGAUCGGCGCCACUCUCAUGACUUUCUCCCUUUCAAUGACGAUCGCCUUUUCACUGCCCCACGAGAACAACCUGAUCACGCUAUUGGACUCUGUAUCGCGCGAGAUAUACGCGUCCCUCGUCUCCCUUGCCUUCUCCGAUGUAGCGGUCUCUCUGACGGUCUGCUGGACCCUGGCCCGAUGCCGUACUGUGUCGCGAAGGACCGAACACAUAAUCCGCGUUCUCAUGCUAUACACCAUCGAAUGCGGACUACUCAUGAGCGUCUCAUCCAUCGCCUGCGUCAUAGCAUAUGCAACACUCAUGCCAGGCAAUGCCGCAUUCCUAGCGAUCUUCUUCAUCAUACCCAAACUGGGCAUCAACUCCUUGCUUGCCGUGUUGAACGCGAGAUAUACGCUGCAGGAGUCGGCGAACAGCGCUAUUGGCUUCUACGACUCCAUCAUGCUAUCCAAACUCGAGACUCGGAGCAGGUCAUGGCGGGAUCGACUCGGGAUGAAACGCAGUGAGAACUGUCACAUCGUGAUCAACGUCGAGAACGAGGUCAACGCACGAAGGCACGAUCGAGAGCCGGCGGCGGAUAAUGCCCACCGACCCGCAUGACAAGAUUCGAGCGAGCACGUCGAGCGGAAUGCACGCAACGUGAGCGCGCGGAUAGACAUUGUGCCAACCUACCGUGUAAUACCUAUGCUUCCACAUAUGUAUCAUAAUCCCGUUAUGGGCGCAGAACGCACUGCAGCCUAAUGAACUUCGUUCAUGGACCUCUAUA
Molecule: messenger RNA, 1295 nt
Organism: Rhodofomes roseus
Lineage: Eukaryota; Fungi; Basidiomycota; Agaricomycetes; Polyporales; Fomitopsidaceae
Exons: 20
Coding region: 155-1129 (324 amino acids)
Source: RefSeq, a predicted model, not a curated record